Molecule: messenger RNA, 3548 nt
Organism: Pseudo-nitzschia multistriata
Lineage: Eukaryota; Bacillariophyta; Bacillariophyceae; Bacillariales; Bacillariaceae
Source: the annotation of a GenBank genome assembly
UAAAGAGCAUACGUACAUUUUACACAGGUACGUACCGUAUUGUUACUGCUACUGCUUGUGUUCCGCAUCGAGUAUUGGAGGAAACAGAUCCAGUUCGUUCGUUGACUCGACAAAGACACUGUACCAAAACAAGCAACCAGCAUGUCGAAAGCAUUCGGCCGAGACGAGAUGAAUGCCCUCCUGGGUGGGCCGGGUGGGGGCGACGGACCCGAAGAAAUGGCGGCCUUUCGCCAGUCCGUGCAGCAGCAUCCCCGCCAGUCCUCCUCGAAAGGAUCCAGGGAAGAAAUAGACAUCUCGAAGCUGACGGCGGCGGAGACGGCCAAACUCCUGCUCGAAAAGACGAGUGGCAGCAAGACUGGUGGCAAUAACUCGAGAGUGUACCGAAGCCAAAACAAGAAAAAGGUCUUGGCGCACCACCAGUUGCUGGCCGAAGAGUUGUCCAAGCAGCAGCAGCAGCAACAAGAACAAGAACAACAAGUCGAGAAAACCCCGGUCGCACCCGAUGCGUUAGGGAUCAAGCACCGCAAGAAUGACGACGAGGAGGACAGCGAAAACGAGUUCGUGACGGAACGAAGGCCCACRCAGGCCGCGGUUGUGAUACGGAGACGAUCCAGCGAGAAAGAGCGCGAGAGACGCCGCCGUCGAAUGCGGUCCGAUUCCUCGUCCUCGUCGAGUGACGAUGGAAACAGGAAACGAAAGGUCGUGAACGACAGGAGGAGCCGCCGGCGACGAAGGGAGGCCGAGAGCAGUUCCGAUAGCAGCAGCGACGACGAGUGUGAMAGGAGACGGAACCGAAGGGCUCUGGCGUCGCGCCGAGCGCAAGAAGAACCAGAACCUGUUGUGCCAGAACCCAGGGCACGACUCGAAGAAAAAGAUCAACAGAAAGAACMAAGCUCAUCGCUAGAGGUUGGCCGUGUUCCUUCACAGCGGGAUCGAACGAGGAUAGAACCAGCAGAAUCGGAAUCCCUGGGGCGAAAGGCAAAGCAACGCCGAGCGGCUUCUUCUUCCGAUAGUGAUAGCGAAAGUUCUUCUGGGAGUUCGUCCUCGGACAGUAGUAGCAGCAGCAGUAGCAGUGAAGAGGAUGAACCAGUCAGGUUGAAGCCCAUCUUUGUUCCAAAACAUAAGAGGAACCUCAUCCAAUCGGAAGAGAAGAAAUGGGAAGAAGAGGAACUCAGAUUGAAACAGGAAAAGGAACGCAAUCAAAAACGAAAGGCAGAAUCGAGGGCUCUUGUCGCAAAAGAAUUAUCUGACGCAAAAUCGUCUCUGCAGAACGAUUAUGGAGAUGAUGUGGACGACGAAUGCGGAGGUGCGAACAAUGCUCCACCGAAUGAUGACGACGAAUUGGAUAACGACAAGGAGCACAACGCUUGGGAGCUCCGAGAGCUAGAACGCUUGCUGAAGGCCAUGGACAAAGAAGAAAAACGGAGGAAAGAGGCCGAAGAAUACUCGCGACGAAAGAAACUCACGGAUGCAGAAUGCUUGAAGGAAGACAUCGCGUCAGGAAGAUACCAAGCGCCGGGAGCAAAUCGCAACCAAGGCACGUCCGGAGGUUCGAAUCACCUCAAGCGUUACUUUCACCGCGGUGCAUAUUACAUGGACCAGUCCGAGUGGGACGAAGGUGAUAUACGCCAAAAAGCUGCGGAGUAUGCAAAGGCAGAUACAGGAGAAGACAAAAUCGACAAGUCCAAGCUCCCUGAGGUAAUGCAAGUCAAAAACUUUGGACGGGCGCGACAAAAUACCAAGUACAAAGGCCUGGCCAGUGAAGAUACAACAGAUAAAUCAGCUCACAUUCUACAGCUACGACCAGAACAAAGGACGAAAAGACAUUUAUGAGAUUCGACGAAACUAAUGUAGCAACACUAUGACUUGUACUCUUCCCGAGAAUGCUGCGCUCUACUUUGCUCUAGUUUCAAGUACAAAACCAUCGAGAAGAAUUCCUCUACGGUAAAGCCUUGUUUCAAAACUUGUAAAUGAUUUAUGAUACUGUACAUACUUAAGACGUAGAUGUUCUAUUACACUGCCUUCAAUUACCGUGACGAAAAUUACUUUCUUUCUUUCACGGCGACUAUGAUUUCGCACAAGGUCGUCGUCUGAAUGGUUUCCUCAGUCGUCCAAGUGUAAAUUCUGACUUUUGGAGGCUAUGAGAAGAAUUGCAUUGGGAAAUAUCAGAGGCACUUGAACAAGAUGAUAUAGAUACCUUGCGUGUGGAGGAUCUACCCAUAUCAACCAAAGAUAAAUCGGAGAUAGGAUCGGACAUUUCACUGACGSGAGUGCUAACGAUAGUUUUGUUUUCAGCAUGAAAUGAUCCUCUCCUGAACAUCGCGUUACUCGUCAAAGCAGCCAUAGUGCUUCCUCGCUUUAGGGUGCCACUUAUAUUUGAUGAACACGAUUUAGGACGGUGCAGUCCUAGUUUUCCUUUUUGAACUUGGCGUUCACUCAGCGCCACCUCGACACGAAGAAGCUUAACAACAGAAGUCAUAUCUGGACGAUUUUUCGGAUCCGGAUUCCAAGUUCUUGUAAUCAGGUCCCUUAAUUCCGUGGAAGGAAUCGAUGUUAGUGGAGGCCUGUAGUCCUCUAUCAAAACCUUCUCUUUGAAUUCAGCCUGUUGAUUGAAUUGUUUGAAUGGUUUUUCCAAUGUACAAACCUCGAAAAGCAAUACGCCAAAUGAGUAAACAUCAGACGGUAGUUUUGGAUCUUGUCCAAACGCCAUUUCUGGGGACAUGUAACGGAGGCUCCCAGCUAURUCGCCAGCCUUCACAGUGUGAAGUUCGCGUGCGAAACCAAAAUCAAAGAUAACAGGCUUUCCGUCUUUAGUAAAGCCGAUAUUGUCUGGUUUGAGGUCCCUGAACACUACUCCAUUCUGGUGGAGAUACUCUAAUCCUCUGGAUACGCCCAAUGCGACAUCUUCGAUACGCUCCAACAUCUUCGGGAAGGAUAUGCUACCACUCAGUAUCCUUCGCCUUUCCUUUGCUCGAGCUUGGUCCAAGCGCUUGGGCAAAGUAUCAUGCAAAAGAUCCAAAAGGAGAAAAUAACCCUUUUCAUAAUCAACGUAGGAAGUUCUAAGCUCUCCGCCAAAGACCCCGUGUAAAUGGAUAAUAUUUUCGUGAUUCAAUCUUGAAAGUAGAUUUGCUUCUGUUGCCAAAUCAAUUGCUGCGAGAUCAAAGCUUCCCUCUUUGAUAUUGGUGAUCUUAGGACUAAGAUACUUCAGAGCGCACUUUUUGUCUUUCAAUUCAGGUGUAUUUAUGUCAACUCGGUAAACUUCCGAAAACGCUCCUUUCCCCAAGAGUGACUUUUGCUGGACACUCUCCCAACGAACUGGUUGAAUGCAUUCUUUCAGCACACUUAGCUUUGACUGUUGCGAAAGAAUUUGUGUCUUCUCAUAAGCAGCUUGCGACGCCGUGCAUCUUGGCGAAAACUUAUCGUCUUCUGAAGUCAUGAUUUCCUACCGUUUGCUACCGAGUCCUUUUACCUUUCAAAAUUCAAAAGUGGAAGAGCAGUUAAAUCGACAAAAUUGAUUUACAUCAAUCAAAUAGACAUCAAAUUAGCCG